CCCAACUCGGCUGCGAGGGUGGCGGCUUUCAGUGAGCGGGCCACCGGACUAUCGGAUGGAUGGGAUCGGGCCGCUUAACGUGCUGCGAACCUACUGCUAACAGUGCUACCAUGUUGCUGCCCAGACUCGGACUUACGUGAAAACUGCGUUGACAAGUGCUGUGUGCCUGCUGCGUUAUCAGUGCGCGCGCUCCUCCGCUCUCCUCCUGCUGCCGGUUUACCCGAGCGCGCUGCCGAAUGCGCGAUCGAACGUCGAUCAUGAGGUGCUUGUGGUUGAUCGUCGGUGCCCUGGCGGUGCUCGCUGUGCCGGCGCUGCCCACCGAGGUCAGGAACAACAAGAACCGAGGCCGCGGAUCGAUGUGGUGGGGCAUCGCAAAGGCGGGCGAGCCGAACAACCUUCUGCCAAUGUCCCCAGCCUCGUUGCAAAUGGGUCAGUCGGUGUACGGGACGCUGCGUCGCAAGCAACGGCGCCUGGCGCGCGAGAACCCAGGCGUGCUGAUGGCCGUGGCGAGGGGCGCCAACAUGGCUAUCAGCGAGUGCCAGCACCAGUUCCGCAACCGCAGGUGGAACUGCUCGACCAAGACCAACUACCUGCGCGGCAAAAAUCUCUUCGGCAAGAUCGUCGAUCGAGGUUGCCGGGAGACGGCCUUCAUCUACGCGAUAACCAGCGCGGCGGUGACGCACAGCAUCGCGCGGGCCUGCAGCGAGGGCAGCGUGCAGUCCUGCUCCUGCGACUACACCCACCAGGCCCGCGGCCCGUCGGGCGUGCGCGACUGGGAGUGGGGCGGCUGCAGCGACAACAUCGGCUACGGCUUCAGGUUCUCGCGCGAGUUCGUCGACACCGGCGAGAAGGGCCGCAACCUGCGCGAGAAGAUGAACCUGCACAACAACGAGGCCGGCAGAACGCAAGUCUCCUCGGAGAUGCGCCAGGAGUGCAAGUGCCACGGCAUGUCGGGCUCCUGCACGGUCAAGACCUGCUGGAUGCGGCUGCCCACCUUCCGCCAGGUGGGCGACAGCCUCAAGGACCGCUUCGACGGCGCCUCGCGGGUCAUGGUCAGCAACUCGGACCGCGCGCGCGUCAACAACGCCAUCACGAGCAACUCGGCCAGCAACUCGGUGCACGCCAAGCGCGAGGGGCUGUCGCGCAAGCACCGCUACAACUUCCAGCUGAAGCCCUACAACCCGGAGCACAAGCCGCCCGGCGUCAAGGACCUGGUCUACCUGGAGCCGUCGCCGCCCUUCUGCGAGAAGAACCCCAAGCUCGGCAUCCUCGGCACCCACGGCAGGCAGUGCAACGACACCAGCAUCGGCGUCGACGGCUGCGACCUCAUGUGCUGCGGCCGGGGCUAUCGCACCCAGGAGAUCGUCGUCGUCGAGCGCUGCAACUGCACCUUCCACUGGUGCUGCGAGGUCAAGUGCCAAUUGUGUCACACCAAGAAGACCAUACACACGUGCCUGUGAAUCCCGCCUCUCCACGCUCCGCCGUGUGCGCGCGCGCGCGCUUAACGAGUCACUUUCUUUUUUCUUUGCUUCGUUCUCGCUUUCACUGCGCGCUGCGCGCGACGCCGCCGCCGCCGCCGCCGAGUCUGCCCAAAAAUCCUCGGAGAGCUUAGAAAGUAGGCGAUCUACGAAAUUCUUAACUUAUUUAUAUGUCUCGCGUAUAGCUUCACUGUACAUAUCUUUCGCUCGCACUUUAUUUAUUCGCAAGUUAUUCAGCGGCA
Phymastichus coffea is the source of this 1720-nucleotide messenger RNA. It is a transcript of the gene wg, whose product is annotated as protein Wnt-1. Gene Ontology annotation, cellular component: extracellular region. NCBI's taxonomy places the organism in Eukaryota, Metazoa, Arthropoda, Insecta, Hymenoptera, Eulophidae. Bases 237 to 1460 code for a protein of 407 amino acids. Gene Ontology annotation, biological process: canonical Wnt signaling pathway; neuron differentiation; cell fate commitment. The record is from RefSeq and is a predicted model, not a curated record. Gene Ontology annotation, molecular function: cytokine activity; frizzled binding. The transcript is spliced from 4 exons.